This is a messenger RNA of Papilio xuthus (Asian swallowtail), 1637 nucleotides long. RefSeq names its product histidine-rich glycoprotein-like. Lineage: Eukaryota; Metazoa; Arthropoda; Insecta; Lepidoptera; Papilionidae. The transcript has 3 exons. The record is from RefSeq and is a predicted model, not a curated record. The coding region runs from base 45 to 1637 and encodes 530 amino acids.
UUACUCAAACAUUCAACGUUGAGGUUUAAUAAAAUCCAGUUAAAAUGAGGACGCUGGUCGCCCUUUGUCUUCUAGGAUGUCUUCUUAUCGUUUGUUCAGGCCGAGAAAUCGGUCAGAAAGAAAGCGACUUAGUAGCGGCAGCCAGUGAUCACAAAGGUCAUCAGCACGAAGAGGGCGGCGGCAAAGAACACCACGCAGAACACCACCACGAACACGGUGAGAAGGGCCACAAAGGACAUAAAGGACACCAUCAUCACCACAAAGGGGAACAUGGAGAACAUCACAAGCACCAUCAUGCCGGUCAUCACCACGAUCACAAGGGAGAACACAAGAAACACUGGGAUGAACACGAUCACCACGGAAAGCACCACGAACAUGGACAUCACCACAAGGGUGGUAAACACCACCAUAAGAAACAUCAUGAUAAAGGCGAGGAAACCGAAGGCUACCAUAAGAAGUACCAUAAGGACGAGUACCAUAAAGACCACCACUUCUAUGACGACCACCACAAGGAAGGCAAGCAUCACAAGCACGGCGACCAUCACGGACACCACGAGAAACAUGGAGGACACCACAAGAAAGGCGGUCAUCACCAUUCCGGACAUGAUGAACAUCAUUACGGUAAAAAAGGACACCACGACAAACACCACUAUGAUGAAGACCACAAGGGACACAAAGGGCACCACGGCCACGAGGAACACCAUCAUCACCAUCAUGAUCAUGGAAAGAAAGGCGGUCAUGAGGACCACAAGCAUUGGGGAUUCCACCAUGGAAAGCACUCUAACGUAACUUUACUACGAAUCGCGACUCUUGAAAUGAAGUUCUUGUUAUGGACGGUGCUGCUGGUGUGUGCGCUAGCAUCAUCGCAUGGCCGAAACUUCGGUCUUACCGACAAUGAAAGCAAAGCGAAUGGACCCGCUGCCAGAGCCGCGGAAAAUACUGGUCUCGUCGCCGGUAUAGCGAAGGUCGACCAGAUAACUGCAGGCACGGAAAAGAAAGAAGCCAAAAGUACUAAUCAAGAAUCGGGCGGAGGCCACGAGCAUCAUGCGCAUCACCAUAAGGAAAAUGAGGAAAAGGGAGACAAGGGCUAUAAGUCGCAUCAUCAUCACGACAAAGGUGAACACGGUCAUAAGGAGCAUCACCACCACGAAGGUCAUCAUGAUGAGCAUGGAGGACACAAGAAGAAGCAUCAUGACGAGCACGAUCACCAUGGCGAACAUCACGAAGCUGCACAUGGCCACAAAGGUGGCAAAUUUGGCCACAAGAAGGGUCAUAAGAAGGGUUCGAAAACCACAGGCUACCAUCACAAGUCUCACAAAGAUGAAUACCAUAAGGAACAUAAGUUCUACGACGAUUUCCAUAAAGGUGGACAUCAUCACAAGCACGGUGACUUCCACGGCCAUCACGAUAAGAAAGACGGCCAUCACAAGAAAGGCGGACAUCACGAAAAGGGACAUCACGAGAAACAUCACGGCAAGAAGGGUCAACAUGACAAAGGACACUACGACGAAGACCAUAAGGGACACAAGGGACAUCAUGGUCAUGAGGAACACCACGCACACCACCACGAGCACGGCAAAAAGGGCGGACACGAGGGCGGAAAGGAGCAUGGAUACAGCCAUGGAAAGAAGGCUUAA